AUGCCAGAUAGAUUCAUGGAUCAGUUUGGGUAUGGACUAAAACAAGGCUGGUAUCAGAUCCUAUACGGCUGGGAUGAACAUAAGCUGGUAGCAGUGAUUUUCACGGAUUCACCCAAAAGCGAAUGGCAAAUGGAGGGGAAUGUCAUCGUCUACUGGUGUAUUAUGGUCGAUACAGAUGGGUCCGGUGAGAACUACCAGCGUUUUGAUGGCUGCGAGAACGUGGGAGGAUUUAUCGGACAGUCCAUGGGUCUUGGUUAA
Penicillium concentricum is the source of this 258-nucleotide messenger RNA. RefSeq lists its product as uncharacterized. Bases 1 to 258 code for a protein of 85 amino acids. The transcript has a single exon. The record is from RefSeq and is a predicted model, not a curated record. Lineage: Eukaryota; Fungi; Ascomycota; Eurotiomycetes; Eurotiales; Aspergillaceae.